This is a messenger RNA of Oryza sativa Japonica Group (Japanese rice), 1337 nucleotides long. RefSeq lists its product as uncharacterized. The record is from RefSeq and is a predicted model, not a curated record. Lineage: Eukaryota; Viridiplantae; Streptophyta; Magnoliopsida; Poales; Poaceae. Gene Ontology annotation, molecular function: catalytic activity.
UCCUCGCCGAGCGCCGCCCAUUCUCUCGCCGCCGCCGCCGCCGCCGCGAUCGCCGGAGCCCGGAGUCCCCCCCAACUCCGCCGGCGAUCGCGUCGCGCGCCCGAAUCAAAUGGCCUCCGAACCCACCGCGGCGGCGGGCGCUCCGGCCCCACAGCCCGCCGCGCCGCGGAGGCGGCCGCCGUGCGUCCUCAGCUUCUCGCUGGCGCGCGACCGGUUCCUCCGCCGCCGCUUCUUCUCGGCGGGGCUCCGCCCCUUCUCCAUCCGCCUCCCGUCCCCCGCCGGCGCCGGGACCAGCGUCCACGUGUGGGCGCCGCCGCGGCCGGCGCGCCGCCCCGUCCUCCUCCUCCACGGCUUCGGCGCCUCCACCACGUGGCAGUGGGCGUCCUACCUCCGGCCGCUCCUCGCCGCCGGCUUCGACCCCAUCGUCCCCGACCUCCUCUUCUUCGGCGACUCCUGCACGCUCGCCGCCGACCGCUCCGAGGUGUUCCAGGCGACGGCCGUCAAGGCCGCCAUGGACGCCAUCGGGGUGAGGCGGUUCGACGUGGUCGGCGUCAGCUACGGCGGGUUCGUGGCCUACCGGAUGGCCGCCAUGUACCCGGAGGCGGUGGACCGGGCGGUGAUGGUGUGCGCCGGGGUCUGCCUGGAGGAGACCGACCUCGCCGCGGGCCUCUUCCCCGUCGCCGGCGUCGCCGAGGCGGCCGAGCUGCUCGUCCCGAGCCGGCCGGCCGACGUGCGCCGCCUCGUCCACCUCACCUUCGUCCGGCCGCCGCCUAUCAUGCCCUCCUGCUUCCUGAGGGAUUACAUUAACGUGAUGGGCUCAGAUCACAACCAGGAGAAGACAGAGCUGUUGCACACUCUCAUCAAUGGCAGGAAACUCUCAGAUCUUCCGAAAAUCAGCCAGCCAACUCUGAUAAUUUGGGGGGAGCAAGAUCAGGUGUUUCCAAUGGAGCUUGCUCAUAGAUUGGAGAGGCAUCUCGGGGAGAAAUCUCGAUUGGUGGUUAUCAAGAAAGCUGGGCAUGCAGUCAAUCUAGAGAAGGACAAAGAGGUGUGCAAGAAUAUCGUCGAGUAUCUGCGAGAACCGAUUUUGAGUGCUCUGAAUGGUGAAAAGGAGGUGCAGCUGCAUUAAAGGUGGAUAUUACAGUACUUGGGGAAUCACCAUGAAGAGGCUGAUUAAUAGGAUUACAGAUGUAUGACGAUCUUCUUCAGUUUGUAGAGCGGCUGGUGUAACAAAAGGAAAAAUGUAAACCACGUGGACUGGAUUUGGGGAAGGCAGCUUGUGUUUUGUAAAGGAUGGGUUCAGAGAAGGGGAAAUUUAAGCUGAUUUAGCUCUCUUCUUA